Molecule: messenger RNA, 791 nt
Organism: Engraulis encrasicolus (European anchovy)
Lineage: Eukaryota; Metazoa; Chordata; Actinopteri; Clupeiformes; Engraulidae
Gene: ssr3
Product: signal sequence receptor, gamma
Exons: 5
Coding region: 130-687 (185 amino acids)
Biological process (GO): SRP-dependent cotranslational protein targeting to membrane
Cellular component (GO): endoplasmic reticulum; membrane
Source: RefSeq, a predicted model, not a curated record
ACUUCCGUGUUUGUGCUGACGCGGCGUUAGCAGCAGCUGAACGUUUCAUACAAUCUGUGCACAUACGUGUCAGUCUCUUUGCUGUUCGGCAUUGGAAGAUAGGUUGACUACCAGGAGAAGUCCCGAGCUAUGGCACCUAAAACCAGCAACAAACAACAGUCUGAGGAGGAUCUGCUCCUCCAGGAUUUUAGUAGGAAUCUGUCGGCUAAAUCGACAGCACUUUUCUAUGGCAAUGCCCUUAUCGUCUCGGCGAUUCCCAUUUGGUUGUUCUGGAGGAUCUGGCACAUGGACCUGGUUCAGUCUGCUGUCCUGUACGCCGUCAUGACACUGGUCAGCACAUACCUGGUGGCCUUUGCCUACAAGAACGUGAAAUUUGUUCUCAAGCAUAAGGUUGCUCAGAAGCGGGAGGAUGCUGUGUCCAAGGAGGUGACCCGCAAGCUGUCUGAGGCUGACAACAGGAAAAUGUCCCGCAAAGAGAAGGAUGAGAGGAUCCUGUGGAAGAAGAACGAGGUGGCUGACUACGAGGCCACCACCUUCUCCAUCUUCUACAACAACACGCUCUUCCUGGUCCUCGUCAUCGUCGCCUCCUUCUUCCUGCUCAAGAACUUCAACCCCACCGUGAACUACAUCCUGUCCAUCAGUGCCUCCUCUGGCCUCAUCGCUCUGCUCUCCACCGGCUCCAAGUAGACGACACCAACCGGACCAACACACACAAGACAAGACAAGCAAGAGAGUACAAGGAGUACAAGAAGAGAGAAAAGGUUUCAGGGAUGGUGGGUGGGCUAGUCCGG